AUGCCGCAAACUGGAGAUACUUCAGUAGUUAACACUGUGGACUCGACCUUUAAACAUAAGGAACCACCACAAAGUGUUGUAUCUGGAAUUGCAGUGCCACCAAAGCAGCCUGCACUGGAACAAAAGAUUCAGCACAAGUCCUUGUCUAAUAAUGCUGUCAAGAAUGACAAUGAAAGAUGUAGCCAGUUGAACUCUGUGUCCAAGAGGGAGCCAUUGUCUAUCAAAAAGACACUCCCAGAGGACUACAGACCUGUGGUUAACACAUCCCUGUUACUUGAUGACUUGUCACCUGACAGUGUUACUCUGUUGGAAGCUGACAGUUUCUAUGGACCAGAGAUUCUCGUCACUUCUGGAUCUCAUUGCUUUGUGGCCUCUGUACCUUUCUUUUGAUUGGACAACACAGACUACUGAUACUGCUGGAGA
Messenger RNA from Saccostrea cuccullata (small rock oyster), 423 nucleotides. RefSeq lists its product as uncharacterized. The transcript has 4 exons. Bases 1 to 390 code for a protein of 129 amino acids. Lineage: Eukaryota; Metazoa; Mollusca; Bivalvia; Ostreida; Ostreidae. The record is from RefSeq and is a predicted model, not a curated record.